Messenger RNA from Fonticula alba, 2697 nucleotides. RefSeq lists its product as hypothetical. The coding region runs from base 1 to 2697 and encodes 898 amino acids. Gene Ontology annotation, molecular function: sterol binding. The transcript has 9 exons. The record is from RefSeq and is a predicted model, not a curated record. NCBI's taxonomy places the organism in Eukaryota, Rotosphaerida, Fonticulaceae. Gene Ontology annotation, cellular component: intracellular membrane-bounded organelle; cytosol; perinuclear endoplasmic reticulum.
AUGAGGCCCCUUGAAGAAGGCGUGCUCGCGGCCACGGGCCAGGUGCUCGGCCUGGCCGAGUUGCGCUCCGGGAGCAAGAAAGUCUUCAAGCCUCGGCCAUGGAUGAUUGUCACACUGAUCCUCGAAGGUGCAUGGCUGAUUGUGCGCGAGGCGCCUUGGUCCGGGGUGCGCUUUGUGGGCGCCGGCCCCGGUGCCCAGGUGAUCGUCCCCUCGCUGGAGGGGCGGCUGCUGGUGGCCUUCCAUCUGGAAAAGGUGGACAUCGACAUUGCCCCGGCUAAGCGCCGCCUGCGCCUGUCGAAGGAGGGCCGCCAGGUGGAGCUGCGGGAAUUGAGCCCGGGGGCGGUGUUGCUGCGGUCCUCGCGUCUGCAAGUGACCCAUCGCCAGGUGAGUUCGUUGGCGAUGUCCGGCGCGGCCGAUGACGAUCCCCUGGCGGGAGCCCUGCUCGACCUGUUGUCGCCAUUGGACGCGGAGACUCCGGGCGAAGUCCGCGCCCGAGGGAACACCGGCGGCCUCUUUCCCUUUGACUGGUGGUCGGAGAUGGUGACGAGGCAAAUCUUCCUGGCUGGCGGUAAUCUCGUUCGCGAGUAUGCGCCCUCCAUCCGGCCCGGGUCCAUUUUGACAACGUCAUCCGACGACGAGUUCUAUCGGCGACACGGCAUGGAGCAAUUCUUCGGUGGCGACUCUCCCACAUCCGGCAUGCCCGUCCCCUGCGACCUGGGUGAAGUGUCCCCGAUGCCUGACGCUGGAAACCUGGGCGACCUGCCCGAACCAUCACCCGCUGACAAGCAGAUGGAGAUGUCCCAGAGCUCCACCUCCGACAGCCUGGAGGGCCGGUUGGCCACCUGCCGUGCUAAUGAUGAGGACGAUGAAGAGGAUCUUUUCUACACUCCCCUUUCCAUGUCCCGGGUGUGUUCGCCGGAUGCAGGCGAGGGGGCAGCUGCUUGCGGGGACACCCGUAGCCCGGGGGCGCCGGAGUCCACCCUCACGGGGAAGCUAUCUUCCCAGACCCUCCUCUUGGACGAUAUCGAGGCAACCGCGGACACAGUUCGUACCUCGCUGCCCUGCGAUUCGAGUGGAAAGCUCCCAUCGAUUUAUUCGCUGCUCAAGCAGCCUGCUCGAGACCUGGCCCGUUUCCUCCUGCCGCUGGACUGGCACGAGCCCUCGACUCCGACUGUUCGCUUUGCGGAGGAACUCAUUCACUCGGGACCGCUAUUGGCUCGGGCCAUCCGGUGUGCCGAGACAGCGGACUGUGCCCUGGAGCUGCUGGGCCCCGGCGAGGCAAUGGGAAUCCCCGCAUUCGACUCGCUUGAGGAUCUACUCUCUUUGAGCUGGUUCCCGGAGGCCCUCAAGCAUGCGCUGGCCGGUGGACACUGGACAUCGGGCCCGGGGCACCCCCCGGAAGUGGCCCCCUUCAAGCGGCCGACCUUCUCCUCGGACAUGGAGGCCCAGUGGUGGGCCGAGGCCUGUCCGAAGCUAGGGCGCAUGUGCUUGGUCGCGGCGUUGGCCGGCUGCGCGCCGUUCGGCCCCCCGACUGCACCGGGCCGGCGGUCUGCCCCAUUGGGCACGCUGAUCGGGGAAACGCUCGAGCUGAAUCGUCACCGGUCCGGCGUCGGCUUCCGCGGGCUGUCCGAGCAGCUGACCGACCAGCAAACCAUCAUCUUCGCCGAGUCCACCACGCCGUUGCGGUCACAUGUAUCCGGGCGACCCGGGCGCUGGUGUACCAUCCAGGAGGCCACUUUCUCCGUGCCCCGAUUGAGCAUCCGCUCCCUCGGCGAGCUGGAGGUUCCCAUCAGCGGUUCUGGCUGCCUUCGUUUGGACUUCGGCGACCCGCGAGACCCAUCCCCGGGCGCCGGGCCGGGGACGGAAAACUACACCUGGAACAAGCCGGGAACCCGGGUGCGCGGGCUACUGGCCGAGGUGGGCACCUGGGUGGAGCAUGUGGGGACCAUACAGCUGGACUGCGUCGAGACCGGGCUCCGAGUGGUCAUGGCCCACGAAUUGAGCACCGACUCCGGGGGGUUGCUGGACCGGGAGCAUCUGGCCGCCGCCGGAGGGCCCCUACCCAAUGGAGAUCCCCGCCUGCGGCGGAAUUUCGCCCGCGUCUCGGGCGAGUUAAUUCACGCCGAGUCUGGUCGCCGUGUGGCCACUCUGGUCGGGAGGCAUGACCGAUUCCUGGCAAUGAGGCCGGAAACGGGGGCCGGCCCUCCCCUGCCAUACCGGGUGAUCUGGGUAAAUGAUGACGUUGGCCUCGGCGAUCGGCAAUUCGGAUUCUCGGUGUUCGCCUCGAGCCUGGCGUCGCUCGAUGCGUCACACCUGGCACCCGGGGAGGAUAUGACCCCGGGUGUGCCCCGGAUCAACUUGGCCCCGACCGAUGCUCGCCUUCGCCCGGACCUCCGGCACUGGGAGUUGGGAAGGGCUGCCGAGGCGGCCGAGUCCCGGGCCAAACUCGCUCCCCGGCGGCCCGGGCAGAAUGAGCCUAGGUACUUCCAAAAGGUGGCUUCCCUCGGCAUUGCCGACCCGCGGUUCCCGGUGACCUCCUCCGGGUGGACUGUCCGACCGGCGCCAGGCGCAGAGGAUGCCCAUCGCCAAGCCCUCUAUUGGUCCAUCAAGGAGCAGGGGACAUGGUUGCGCUCGAUCUCGGAAGAGGACCCCUCGGUGGCCGAGCAUCUGCGUCUGAGCGGGCGCAUGCACCCGUAG